Molecule: messenger RNA, 966 nt
Organism: Penicillium cataractarum
Lineage: Eukaryota; Fungi; Ascomycota; Eurotiomycetes; Eurotiales; Aspergillaceae
Product: urease accessory protein UreF
Exons: 2
Coding region: 1-966 (321 amino acids)
Molecular function (GO): nickel cation binding
Source: RefSeq, a predicted model, not a curated record
AUGCUGCUCGACAACUCUCAAUCACAACACUUGCAGUCUGAGAUCGCACAGCUCGAGGCCCGCCUCCUCGAACUACGGGCCCAGCUUGACAUCUCUCAAUACCCCAGCCCUCCUGCUUCCCACCCCGACCAGAAGACAGCCUGGACCAUUCCUUCAGACAUCUAUAAGCACGAGAACAUCCACAAUAACUUCCACUCGGGCUCCGGCCCCUCCUCCUCACUCCACGCCCUCCUCCUUCUCUCCGACUCCGCCCUUCCCUUGGGCUCAUUCGCAUACUCCAGCGGGCUGGAGUCCUACCUCGCACAUCACAAACCUCUUCGCGCCAACCCUAUCACAUCUUUCCACCGUUUCCUAAAACUCUCCAUCGCCUCCAUCGCCAGCACAUCUCUCCCCUACGUCCUCGCCGGCUACCGCGAGCCCGACACCCUCGAAACCCUCGAUAACGACCUCGACGCCUCAACCCCAUGCAUCGUCGCCCAGCGCGCUAGCAUCGCACAGGGCCGAGCCCUUAUCGGUGUCUGGGAGCGCGCGUUCCGCAUGAGCUUCGCAACCCCCGCCGCCACCGAUACCGGCGCCGAGGUAGCCGUCACCGCAAUGGAUGACUUCUCAGACGCGCUCAAGUCCUGCAGCGACGAGGAUAAUGAAUACGAUCUCGGCCCUAAGGGCCACUUCGCCCCGCUCUGGGGAGUCGUCUGUCGUGCUAUGGGCUUGGACCUGCACCAAGCGGCUUAUAUCUUUGUUCUCAACCACGCCAAGGCGGUUCUGAGCGCUGCAGUGCGGGCCUCGGUGAUGGGCCCGUACCAGGCGCAGAAUAUUCUGGCGAGCCAGACGUUACAAGAUACUAUUAUGAAGCGUAUUCAGCGCGAGUGGAAUACCGAGGUUGAGCAGGCUGGGCAGGUUGUUCCUGCUUUGGACCUGUGGGUCGGCCGACACGAGCUGCUUUAUAGCCGCAUUUUCAACUCAUGA